UGUAUCGUAUAAUCCCAAAGAAACCAAAGAUUAUAGAUGGCCGCGAUUCACUCAAAAAAUCCUGCUCGCCACCGGUAGAAAUCGUUCGAUUUUCCCCGGCAGAUUGCAGCGGCGGCGACGAUGCAGUUCUUCGGCGGAUCAGCGGCGGCAGAGAUGACCCCGUCUCCGGCGGCACCGCCUGGCACAGCAACGGGCCUCGCGGGGAACAACGCCAACAUGCUUUACAUCUUCAACCGGAAUGGGGUCUGCUUGCUCUACCGGGAAUGGCAUCGACCUCUCCACACCCUCGACGCCCAGGAAGAUCAGAAGCUCAUGUUCGGUCUCCUCUUCUCUCUCCGAUCUUUCACUGCAAAGAUGGAUCCUACUAGCGUUGACAAAGGUAAUCUUGGGGUUCCGCUUUUGCCGGGGCAAGGGUGUUCUUUCUACAGCUUUAGAACGAAUACUUACAAGCUGAGUUUCAUGGAGAGCCCAUCUGGCAUAAAGCUGAUCCUUGUUACACAUCCAAAGACUGGGGAUCUUCGUGAUGCAUUGCGGUAUAUGUACAACUUAUAUGUGGAGUACGUUGUCAAGAAUCCGCUUUAUGUUCCUGGAUCUCCAAUAAAGUUACCAACAUGACAACUUAACUUCAACAUUUAAGUAUCAACACCCACUGCAGGGUGCGAACUUUUCAAUGUGAAUCUUGACCAGUACGUAAAAACACUGAUUUAACACACGGAGGUUCUCUGUAUGAAGAUCUGAGGAAGAAUGAAGAGCAAACGUUAAACAAGUGGUUCCUCAUUCUUAAAAUGAAAUAUAUCAUUGAUCUUUUGGAAGAAAAUGAACUUUCAGGAUGUAAAUCUACUGGCACUCCCAUUGUUGCUCAAACCACUACCAAUGAAAAGAAAUUUUGAAAAUGUCAAGACUAGUUCAGAAACUGCUCUUUCUUACAUUACUAAACUAAACAUUUCCUUAAUUGGAGUUUUGAAUCAGUCUAUUCAGGCUUCGUUUGAAACAACUUUCUUAUUACUUUUUAAAACAAUUUUUUAGUACAAAAAAGAAAAUUUUGUACUAAAAAGUUGCUUUCAAAAGCAAUAAAAAAACCGUUCCAAAGGAAGCCUCAAUCUCCUCUACCUAAGCUUCAUCCUUAAUUACCUGCUCCUCCCUCCUCCCUUCGUAGAUCCUUGGCCUCAUGUUCUCUUCGAACUUCAGUGCAUGGGAUUAUUUAUUGAUUUGGCGGUCAUUUUCAUUUCUGUUUUUCUAUUA
Messenger RNA from Dendrobium catenatum, 1242 nucleotides. RefSeq names its product trafficking protein particle complex subunit 1. Gene Ontology annotation, cellular component: TRAPP complex. The record is from RefSeq and is a predicted model, not a curated record. Lineage: Eukaryota; Viridiplantae; Streptophyta; Magnoliopsida; Asparagales; Orchidaceae. The transcript has 6 exons. The coding region runs from base 121 to 615 and encodes 164 amino acids. Gene Ontology annotation, biological process: endoplasmic reticulum to Golgi vesicle-mediated transport.